AGAAGAGAAGAGAGAGGGGACCCAACCCCAGUGCUGCCCCACCGCCGGCGACCACCACAACCCAACCCCAGUGCUGCCCCACCGCCGGCGACCGCCACCACCACCGGCUUCUGGGCACUCCGACGGGGUUACCCCACCACGAAGAAGAUUUAAGUGUGGACUGGUUCGAUACUUAUGAGGGAUUGAGCGGUAACUGAAUGAAUCAGAAACUUUGUAUCUUGAUUUCAUAUUGACAUUGGUGUGAGAUGGCAAUAAUAUAUGGGCUGACAGAAGUCUGUGCAGGCUUAGCUCAUCCUAAACAACCAUACCAGAUUCAGAAAUAUAGCAGAUGCACACCUAGUAAUUAUUGUGGCGUUCAACUUGUUUCUAGAAGGAUUCCUAGGGCAAAAACCUGUCUUGCAACGUGUUUCCGCAUCAGAUAUGUUGCACCUGCACUGAGAAGUCAUCAUGGUUUGAGCUACGACGACGAGAACUUCGUUGAGGAGCCAAUUUGGUUGACUUUGAAAAAGGAAGCUUUCGGGGCUUUGAAGUCUUUAUUCAUCUUCCUCCUUGGGCAGCCUAGCCAGCUGAAGUACAUAGAGUGGCCGAGUUUCCAGAGCACGCUAAAGACAGCUUCCCUCACUCUCAUUCUCAUGGCACUUCUUAUAGUUGCACUUGCUUCAGUUGACUCUGCCCUCUGCUAUCUACUGGCCUUGUAUCUGCGGAAGAGCCCAUGACAAGGUGUUGCCGGAAUACCUGGAAUUGAUGACUCAACCCUACAGGAUUAAGCUGUUCGAAGCUGCUUGUACAAAAACUGGCCUAAAAAACUACUUUUUGUUGGAGGUUUUCAGAAGCAGAGGUCACGGACUCACGGCUUCCUUUAUUACAGUGGAAAAUCACGCAAAAACUUGUACUUCUUUUAAGUUGUUCUUCUAUAACUGUAGUUUUCCUUAUUAGGAAGAACGGAACAAUAUGGUCAACAUUUAUUUAGUAGUGUCUUGUGUUUAAUCA
Molecule: messenger RNA, 990 nt
Organism: Rhododendron vialii
Lineage: Eukaryota; Viridiplantae; Streptophyta; Magnoliopsida; Ericales; Ericaceae
Exons: 7
Coding region: 246-716 (156 amino acids)
Biological process (GO): protein targeting
Cellular component (GO): membrane
Source: RefSeq, a predicted model, not a curated record